AUUCUCUGAACUCUACCUCAGAGUCAUCAGGAGGAGCUGUGAUCACUAGUGUUACUUUUUCCUUUGUUCUCAGUUAUGUCUGGGAAAAUGGCUCUGCGGAUCCCCAGGGGCCCUUGGACAGCAGCUGCGAUGGUGACCUUGCUGGUGCUGAGUGCCCUGGUGGCUGAGGGCAGAGACUCUCCACGGGACUUCGUGUUCCAGACUAGGGCCCUGUGCUACUUCACCAACGGGACGCAGCGGGUGCGGUAUCUGAACAGAUGGAUCUACAACCGGCAGGAGUUCCUGCGCUUCGACAGCGACGUGGGGCAGCACCGCGCGGUGACCGAGCUGGGGCGGCCGAGCGCCGAGUACUGGAACGGGAACCAGGGACAUCCAUGGACCAGGAAGCGGGCCGAGGUGGACACGGUGUGCAGACACAACUACCCGAUGGACGAGGCCCAGGCCUUGCACCAGCGAGUGGAGCCUACAGUGACCAUCUCCCCGUCCAGGACAGAGGCUCUAAACCACCACAACAUGCUGGUCUGCUCCGUGACAGAUUUCUAUCCAGGCCAGGUCAAAGUUCGCUGGUUCCGGAAUAACCAAGAAGAGACAGCCGGCAUUGUGUCCACCCCCCUUAUUAGGAAUGGGGACUGGACCUUCCAGAUCCUUGUGAUGCUGGAAAUGACCCCCCAGCGAGGAGAUGUCUACACCUGCCACGUGGAGCACCCCAGCCGCGAGAGCCCCAUCACAGUGGAGUGGAGGGCGCAGUCUGAAUCUGCCCAGAGCAAGAUGCUGACUGGCGUCGGGGGCUUCGUGCUGGGGCUGAUCUUCCUUGGGCUGGGCCUUUUCAUUCGUCAGAGGAAACAGAAGGGAUCUCACGGGCCUCCUCCAGCAGGGCUCCUGCGCUGACUCCUGAGGAUACUUCAACUGGGAUUGGCUGUGUCUUCUGUAAUGCCUGCUUGCCCCUGCCUAGAAUUCCCAGCUGCCUGUCAGCCUGUCCCCCUCUGAGAUCAGAGUCCUACAGUGACUCCCACACAGUUGCUGGGUCACCUCCUGUGACCCUAUAGUCUGUGCCUCUGGGCUGCCAGCUGAACCUACUCAAGGCUCCAAGACAUUUUGUUUGUUUCUAUUUCCUCCCACAGACUGUUCAAGAGAAGCAUGUUAAAGCCUUCACCUGACUAUAGAGCUUUUAUUAUAAUUAAACAUGUUAUGUGUUAUCUG
Phyllostomus hastatus (greater spear-nosed bat) is the source of this 1200-nucleotide messenger RNA. Its product is annotated as HLA class II histocompatibility antigen, DQ beta 1 chain-like. Gene Ontology annotation, molecular function: MHC class II protein complex binding. NCBI's taxonomy places the organism in Eukaryota, Metazoa, Chordata, Mammalia, Chiroptera, Phyllostomidae. The record is from RefSeq and is a predicted model, not a curated record. Gene Ontology annotation, biological process: peptide antigen assembly with MHC class II protein complex; immunoglobulin production involved in immunoglobulin-mediated immune response; positive regulation of T cell activation. Gene Ontology annotation, cellular component: MHC class II protein complex; membrane.